Molecule: messenger RNA, 468 nt
Organism: Paramecium sonneborni
Lineage: Eukaryota; Ciliophora; Oligohymenophorea; Peniculida; Parameciidae
Source: the annotation of a GenBank genome assembly
AUGAACACUAGAUAAAUGUAAAAUACUAAUCAAAAGGUUAUUUUAAAAAGAAUCGAAAUUUUAACAAUGCUAGAAUUUACAGUCAAUUGGAUACUAUUCAUUAUGUAAGAAUAUUUGAUGCAUUCAUGGUACUUCUUUAUAACUGUAUAGUAAUAUAUCAAAUAUCAUAGAUUUUUAUUUAUCUCAUUUUAAAUAUUGUCGAAAUUCACAUCAUAGGCUAUUCUAAACAAAUAAUCCCAGUGCAUCUUCUAUUUGUGUAAAUAUUAUUCUUUAAAGAAUAGAUGUAUUGCUUUUUUACUAAUUUUACUGAUUAUCACAACCAUAGUUCAUGGAAUACAAAUUUAAUUAUUUCUGUUUCUCUUUUAAAUCCUAUUUAUGUAAUUAAAAAUAAAACACAGAUCAUUAAUUCUAAUAGGUCACUAGGAUCGUUAAUAACAUAUAUAACUUGAAACAUCACAUGUUUAAUGA